AUGGCCCCUCCUCCCCCCUUCCGUGCAGAGCACAUCGGCUCGCUCAAGCGCCCCAGGCACCUGAUCGAUGCCCGUACCAAGUUCGACAAGGGCGAGGUCACCCGCGAGAAGCUCACCAAGCUUGAGGACGAGGAGGUGCUCCGGGUCGUCAAGCUGCAGCAGAAGCUUGGGUUCAAGGCUAUCACCGAUGGCGAGUUCCGCAGGCACAUGUUCUACGAUGGGUUCUUCGACAACCUCGAGGGGUUCACCCUCUUCAAGGAUCCCAAUCCCGAUAUCUUCAUGGACUACGUGCCGGACGUUGCGGCGUUUAAGGCGCUCGGUUUCAAGGGUGGAGAGACUUACCUCUGCACCGGCAAGAUCAAGCGCACCAAGCCCUGCUACGUGCCUUGGUUCCUGGCGCUCGCUAAGGAUGUCGCCCCGGAGGAGGUCAAGAACAUCAAGAUCGCUAUGGCUGCGCCCGAAUGGUACCAUCUCCGCCACAGCGGCGAGUACGCCUACUCGCACGAGGUGUACGCGAACGAUGCCGAGUACUUCGCCGACAUCGCCCAGGCGUACAGGGAGGAGAUCGACGCGCUGUACGAGGCCGGAUGCCGGAACAUCCAGAUCGACGACCCGCUCCUAGCGUACUUCUGCGCCGUGUCCAUGCUUGAGGGGCUGAAGGCUGUCGGCGACGACCCCGACAAGCUCCUGGAUAGCUACAUCAAGUUGUACAACGACUGCCUGGCGACGAAGAAGCCUGAUUUCUCUGUCGGCCUCCAUCUCUGCCGAGGAAACUUCAAGGACGGCGUGCACUUCUCCGAGGGAGGGUACGACGCUAUCGCCGUCAAGCUGUUCAACGAGCUCAACGCGGACUUCUACUACCUCGAGUACGACACGCCCCGCGCCGGGGGGUUCGCGCCGCUGAAGGAGCUUCCCAAGCACAAGCAGGUGGUGCUUGGGCUGAUCUCGUCCAAGUUGCCGAAGCUGGAGGACAAGAAGGAAGUCAUCGCGCGGAUUCAUGAGGCUGCUGGGUACAUGGACGACCCGAAGCUGGAGCGGAUCGGUAUCUCCCCGCAGUGCGGGUUCGCGAGCCACAUCGAGGGCAACCUCGUUACGGAAGCCGAUGUUGAGAAGAAGCUUGCGCUAGUGGCCGAGAUCGCCACCGAGGUGUUCGGGACGACGGUGUGGUGAAGAGAUGAGCAUUAAACGGAACAACAACAUCAUGUAAGGGAAUAUGACCACAGGGCUGGAGGCAGCUUUUUUGGGUUGAAUGCUGUGUUAUGACCUGGAUCUGGAUACCUGUAUCUUAGGCAUAUGAGAAUUCAUCAACUGAAUUCUGGAGAAUCAAAUCAU
Dacryopinax primogenitus is the source of this 1332-nucleotide messenger RNA. Its product is annotated as UROD/MetE-like protein. The transcript is spliced from 4 exons. Bases 1 to 1170 code for a protein of 389 amino acids. The record is from RefSeq and is a predicted model, not a curated record. NCBI's taxonomy places the organism in Eukaryota, Fungi, Basidiomycota, Dacrymycetes, Dacrymycetales, Dacrymycetaceae. Gene Ontology annotation, molecular function: 5-methyltetrahydropteroyltriglutamate-homocysteine S-methyltransferase activity; zinc ion binding.